AUGGUUGGUCCAUAUUGGAACACAGAAAACGGCAAAGCAUCUAUGAGUGACUAUGAGUGGACAUCAGCAAGCUACAAUAUCGAUGCAUGGCUUUGGGGAAGGAAGACAUUCGACGCAGUCCUCCCAUCGACAGAGAACCCACCUGUCAAUCCUGACGAAAAAGAAUGCCCAGAUGGCGACUACUACGCUGUCACAGAUGCGAAAGCAUACGUCGUCGGAAUCGAUCCAUCAGGAAAGCUCCCAUGGGACAGAAACACGAUCAAGUUCAACGAGCGCCCUGAAGCACACGUGAUCGAGAUUUUGACUGAGAAGGCGUCACCGCAGUACAAGAACUUGCUCAGAAGACUCAACGUUUCUUACAUCGUCGCAGGCAAGGAAGACGUCGACUGGAAGACAGUCAUGUCAAAGCUUAAGAAAGACUUCCACAUCAACGUCCUCUCAGUCGAAGGCGGAGAGGAUGAUCAACUGGAGCGUUUUGAAAGCUAA
Trichomonas vaginalis G3 is the source of this 486-nucleotide messenger RNA. Its product is annotated as cupin domain-containing protein family. The transcript has a single exon. NCBI's taxonomy places the organism in Eukaryota, Parabasalia, Trichomonadida, Trichomonadidae. The record is from RefSeq and is a predicted model, not a curated record. The coding region runs from base 1 to 486 and encodes 161 amino acids. Gene Ontology annotation, molecular function: oxidoreductase activity, acting on the CH-OH group of donors, NAD or NADP as acceptor. Gene Ontology annotation, biological process: riboflavin biosynthetic process.